AUGUUUGUGUUGUCAACAGCACAUCUGGGGAGCAAAGCAGAACUAGGCGCGGGAGUGAAAUUCACCCCACCCCAGAGCAUACAUGGAGCGAUGGGAGGCGGCCAGUCAAUUGAAGUGGGCGGGUUUCGCAUUUUCAAAGUCAAUCCCGGCAGUCCAGCUGCUGAAGCUGGCUUGGAAGUCUUCUUCGACUUCAUCGUCGAGAUCGAUGGCGUGCACAUGGAUGCGGACCAAGCUACAUUUGCCAGUGCCAUCCAAGAGGCAGAGAACCAGCGAACGAAGCUAGUUGUUCACAACAUCCGCACCCACACGGCCCGGGAUGUUUACGUGACACCGCGGCGCUGGGGUGGUGCUGGUCUUUUGGGUGCUGUUGUUCGUUAUGAUACGCUCGAGAGCGCCGAAGGGCAGGGCAUGCGGGUGCUGAGUGUCUUCCCAAACUCACCUGCGGAAGCUGCCGGUUUAGUGCCGAACAAGGACUUCCUCCUCGGAACGACGGAAGUCAUGUUCAGGGACAUGGACGAGCUCACAGAGGUGGUGAACCUUUACAUGGGCACGGAGUUGAAGAUAUACGUCUACAACAUCGAAGCAGAGAGCAUUAGGGAGGUCGUGAUUGUUCCAUCGACACAAUGGGGCGGUGAUGGUGCGAUUGGCGCUGACAUCAGGACGGGCCUUCUUCAUCGCAUUCCCGCACCGAGGCGUGCGCUCAAUAUCCAGCCACAAGAUCUUGGCUCAGCCGCUGCAGAAGCGCGGCAGACAGAAACAGGGGCCGGCAAUCGCGCCCAGACUCUGCCCCUGCCCAAGGACAUCCAGGCUGGUUCCUUGGAGCGGCCGCCGGCCGGUCAAGUGGACUUGCAGCAGGUGCAGCCUUUGCUGGCACAGGUUCAGAGUCAGCUGCAGCAGUUGCAAGACCUCCAGCUGCGGGAGCCUCUUCGCGGAUCCGUGUCCCUGGCCAUCUGCCAUUGCCUGACGCUGAGGAGUCAGGGUCACUUGACCGACGUCCAGCAGGAACAUUUUCGGCAACUCGCACUCCUGGGCGCGAAAGGCUGGUUUCAACGAGCGGUGGGAAGUGCGGCACGCGAACCCCCGUGCAGGUCCCCGGUCUUUGAGUUGCCUGCCGCGGCCAAGGCUAUUCCCUGGGUUGAUGGCAGAUGUUAUGCUGAUCUGCUUCGGCUUCAGCGAGGGAAGCCUUGCCAGGCAGCCGCGGCUUUGCCGUCUUCUCCGCUUGACAUGCUCGCGCCCGGCAUCAUCUACGAAACAGCUGCUCUUGGGCUUGAGCUUUUGCUGAUUGCCUGUUCUCAACUUCCAAUUUCUGUGACUUGUCGCAAGCAGCUACUAAGGUUUCGUAACUUGUCCUGA
Symbiodinium sp. CCMP2592 is the source of this 1353-nucleotide messenger RNA. Lineage: Eukaryota; Dinophyceae; Suessiales; Symbiodiniaceae. The record is from the annotation of a GenBank genome assembly.